Dendroctonus ponderosae (mountain pine beetle) is the source of this 847-nucleotide messenger RNA. RefSeq lists its product as uncharacterized. Lineage: Eukaryota; Metazoa; Arthropoda; Insecta; Coleoptera; Curculionidae. Gene Ontology annotation, biological process: septate junction assembly. The transcript is spliced from 3 exons. The coding region runs from base 361 to 747 and encodes 128 amino acids. The record is from RefSeq and is a predicted model, not a curated record.
AAAUUGAAAUAAUACAUUUAAAAAAUCGCUCCAGACCUGUUCAGUAUUUUAGCACAUUCACCCAUUUGUUAACUCUAAUCUUACCCCACCCUGUAUCAACAGAUAUUUUUCUAAAAUACACUAGACCUUAAUGCCUACUACUUUUCUAUUGAACUGUUUUACCUCAAUUGAAAACUAUGGUUGGAUGUAGGUUGCUUCCAGCCAAUGCAAGCUGAACAUUGGUAAACAGCACUAGUUACAUGAUGGCAAUUUCGGGUGUUAACAGCUUUGCCCAAGUAAAUAAUUUGUUUAUACGGAAAUUUUAGUAUCGCAUUUUAGUACUCUUCGGAGCAGCAAGCAAAUUUUUAGUUAGUUAACAAAAUGAUUGAAGUGAAUAAGCUGGCUUUAUUCAAGUGCUUCGAAUUGAGCCUUGCCGCUAUAUGUUUCGGGUUCCACUACAAAAGUCAAGCGUUGAGUUUCUACUCAGAUUCCCUGGCUAUAACAGCGUAUGGCGGAUUUUUGAUUAUAACCACUGGAAGUUUAAUAGGAUACCUAAUUGAGAUGCCCAUUAAUAGGACGCUUGAUGUGUUCUUUUCCCUGGUAGGUUGGCUCCUGUUUUCCACUGCGGGCAUCUUGCACAUUGACUUUUUCCGACAAUACGCUGAAUCCGAUUGGAAGCACUACGGGCUAGCUAAAGGAAUUUUGUCUAUUAUCAAUGGGGUGGGAUUUUUAGCCAAUACCGUAGCUACUUGGAGGGCCGGUGGUUAGUUAUUGCAUUUAUCAACUGCUGCAAUUCAUCAGUCUUUUACUAGCCGUUGUAUAAUACAUAUAAAUCCUACAGUAUAAAUGCUAUGUUUGAAAGUGUAAA